Messenger RNA from Medioppia subpectinata, 402 nucleotides. The record is from the annotation of a GenBank genome assembly. NCBI's taxonomy places the organism in Eukaryota, Metazoa, Arthropoda, Arachnida, Sarcoptiformes, Oppiidae.
AAUAUAUCUUCAGCCAUAGGAGAGGCACCCAUUCCUCUGUACACCACAUACGGCGCCAGCAAAGCGUUUCACACAUUCCUGUCGGAAGCGCUUUCGGUUGAAUACGAGUCGAAAGGCAUUUACAUCCAAACGGUGUCCCCAAACCAAGUGAGCACAAAGAUCACCACUAAUGUCACGCUUCCCAUCAUUGCCGUCACACCCGAAGACUUUGUGUCGGCCGCCAUCCGUACGGUCGGUAUCGAGCACUACACUAACGGCCACUGGAAACACAAACUGUUUGCUUAUUUCACUCAUUGGGGACUCACUAUUCUUGGCCAACGGCUCUACAUGAAGGUUGCGAUGAAAGCAUCGCUUGAUAUGAGACAACAAUAUUAUACGUUAAACAAUUUAAAUGAUGGCUAA